This is a messenger RNA of Alternaria burnsii, 2796 nucleotides long. RefSeq lists its product as uncharacterized. The record is from RefSeq and is a predicted model, not a curated record. Bases 1 to 2796 code for a protein of 931 amino acids. The transcript has a single exon. NCBI's taxonomy places the organism in Eukaryota, Fungi, Ascomycota, Dothideomycetes, Pleosporales, Pleosporaceae.
AUGCUGAAAGCCUUCAUUGGCCUUGUUGGUCUUGUCGGCUAUGCGACCGCUCAAAGCGACUCCGUCAAAGUCAAAUGGAUCGACGAUACACCAGAAUACCUCGCUGGCGUAACGUUCGGUUUACCGUGGCCUCGUGGACAGCACCUUGCGAACACUACAACCUUCACAGUGUCUGGAGGCGCGGACCUUCAGUCGUGGGUCACAGCCUACUGGCCAGAUGGAACGUUGAAGUGGACCGGGCAUGCUCUGGGAGCCAGCGAGUCUCCUGCUAACGAGUACACGGUAACAGCUUCAGGUGCAGGCGAUUCUUCAACCUUGAAGUUCAAGCGUCAAAGCAACGGCAUCCAAGUUAACGACUCUGGCGAGGAGAUCGUUGUCAACGCCGGCAAGGUCGCAGCAACAUUUCCUAAGUCAGGCAAUGUCCUGGUAUCUGCCAUUGAGGUUGGCGGGAAGACAGUCGGAAGCAACGGUCGUCUAGUGUUACGCUCACAAAACGGUACACCCGAUGAUGACGAGGACGGUAAGCUGACCGGCAUUGAACACUUCAGCUUUACCAGCAAGGUAUCCAAUGUCACAGUGUCGGAGGAUAACACCGUCCGUACGUUGGUCACAGUCAAUGGUGUUCAUACUGUUGACGGAGAUGGUGCCCACAAUGACUGGAUUCCUUUCACUGUUCGCUUCUACCUCUACGCCAAUUCUGAAGCGAUUCGCGUUAUUCACACCAUCAUCUAUGAUGGAGAUAUGCAUAAAGACUUUCUUUCGGGUAUCGGUAUUCGCUUCGAUGUUCCCCUCGCCGAAGAGGAGUUUUACGAUCGCCAUGUCCGAAUUGCGGGUGUUGAUGGCGGAAUUCUUCACGAAGCCGUCAAGGGCGUUACUGGUCUACGUCGAGAUCCAGGUGUCGAUAUUCGAUCUGGACAAUUCAAUGGUACUGUCCUACCGCCCAACUCCACGUGGGACCAAAGAGUGACUACUCGUCUACAGUGGAUCCCGACAUGGAGCGACUACCGCCUAACACAGCUCUCGCCUGAUGGCUUCAAUCUUAAGAAGCGCACAAAGGCCGGCCAAAGCUGGGUCAAAAUUCCAGGUGGUACACGAUCAGGCGGCCUGGCUUAUCUAGGAGGAGCUACGGUUGGCGGUCUUGCCGUGGGCCUUCGUGAUUUCUGGAAGAAGUAUCCUACUAGUCUGGACAUAUCCAACGCCGCCACUGACACAGGAUCGAUCACCCUGUGGCUUUACAGCCCUCAGGCCGGACCUAUGGACAUCCGUCCAUACCAUGAUGGACUUGGACAAGACACCUACAAGAAACAACUAGACGCUCUGGACAUCACCUACGAAGACUGGGAAGGGGGCUAUGAUACUCCUUACGGCCUUGGUCGGACUAACGAGCUUUAUAUCUACGCGUUUGACACCACGCCAUCCGCUGAACAUCUUGCAACACUCACCAACUUCACCAACAACCCACCUGUUCUUAUCGCCGAGCCAGAGUACAUGCGGGAUACAAAAGCAAUCGGGUCGUAUUGGGACGUGCCUGGUACCAUUGAGUCCACCCAAGCGCAGACUAUUGAGUCAAACAUGGACUUCCUCAUCAAGUUCUACGAAGACCAAAUCGAGCAGCGUCGCUGGUACGGUUUCUGGGACCAUGGGGAUAUCAUGCAUACAUAUGAUGACGACCGCCAUCAAUGGAGGUACGAUGUCGGUGGCUAUGCCUGGGAUAAUUCAGAGCUGUCACCGGAUCUUUUCUUUUGGGACUUCUUCCUGCGCACUGGCCGUGCAGAUGCUUACAAGAUUGCCCACGACCAAGUGCGUCAUGGAGGUGAGGUUGACUCGUAUCAUAUGGGAAACUUCACUGGGCUUGGUACGAGGCAUGGUGUUCAGCACUGGUCGGACAGCGCCAAACAGGCUAGGAUCUCAACUCCAGUCUACCGUAAGACCUUUUACUACAUCUCUGGUGGUGAUGAGCGGACUGGUGACCUGGUACGCGAGGUCAUUGAUGCCGACAAAGCCUUCCUUCGUGUAGAUGCAAGACGCAAGGUGCGAGAGCCCGGUAUUGUCUACAACCCUGACCCUGAAGCAUUGUUCCUCAACUUCGGAACUGAUUGGGCUGGUAUUGCACAAGCAUACCUUAUUGAAUGGGAGCGUCGUGGGCCACGCUGGGAAGAUUCGCGCAGAAAGCUUGUCGAAUCUAUUGUGACAUAUCCCAAGCUCAAGAACGGAUUUGCCACCGGCGAGGCAUUCUACAACAGUCUUACUGGAGCUUGGGCACCGCCACCUACGGACCCGAACAACACCGGCAACGUUACCGUUUCGCAUCUGUCUGGUGUAUUUGGCGUUCUUGAAACCAUUGAUCAACUAAUGGAUCACUUUGGUGCGGAGCAGAAGAAUGUCACCCAACCCUUCUUCGACGCAUUCCUGGACUACUGCUAUUACUACGGCGCUGGGAAAGCCGAGCAGAGGGCCCGGUACGGCAAGGACUUUGGCAAUCUCAGCCUGAUGCAGGGCCACUCCCGCUUCACUGCCUAUGUAGCUAACCAUCGUAACAACGCGACACUCGUUCCAAGAGUUUGGUCAGAAUUCUUGGGCGAUGGUAGCAAGGACGGCCUUGCGCCCGGUGCUCCAUGGGCGAGAGUAAGGGUCGAUGGAAGCGAUGCACUUAUCCCUGUUGAUGAAGCUACAUGGGUCAGCACAAAUGCGGCAGCAUUAUAUGGUGUUGCUGGUAUUGAAAAUUUGGCUCUUGUUGGUGCGCCGGAUGUCAGCACUAUUGGUAGUGGUAAUGCUACUACAAAGAGGUUUGUAUAG